GUCGAGCGGACCGAACUUGACCCAGAUGGCGGGAGGGCGGCGCCUGCUCGAGCCCCGAGGCGUGCCAUCGCCUCCCUCGCUGCCUCCCUCACGGCCUCCCUGGUGACUCCCUCAGUCCUCUCGGUGCGAGCAUGCGGAUCAGACGCGAGCUCUCGACGUCGGGCGGGGUCGUGCACAGUCCCAGGGCGAGGCCCGUCGAGAUCCCCGAGAUCACCGUCUGGAGAUUCAUCACUAAAUGCAUCCGGGAGAGGCUGGCGCACAGGGGCGAUGCCGUCUGGCUGGAAGACGCCCGCACGAAGCGCCGCUACCUCUACAGCGAAUGGGAGACCCUGGUGACCCGCGCCGGCAGCGCCCUCACCCGGCUCGGCCUCGCCCACGGCGACGCCAUCUUCAUCCACUCCUGGAACCACAGCGAGUACUUCCUCGUGCUCCACGCGUGUGCCGCCAUCGGCGUCACCGUGCUCAACGUGCCGCCGUACGACUUCGAAAAUUUGUCGCGUCACGUGGAGCACUGUCGGCCGGCGUUGGUCGUCUGCUCCGCUCAGGAUUCGGAGAAGGUUUCCGAGGCCAUGAGGCCGUGCAGGAAUGUUCCGCAGGUCAUGACCUUUGACCUGGUCUCGGGUUUCAUGUGCGUCCAGGAUCUCUUGCAAGAUGACGGAUCUGCGUUCCCGUCGGACGUGGACGUGGACCCCCGGACGCACGUCCCCUUCGUGUUCUACUCGAGCGGGACCACGGGCCCGCCGAAGCCGAUCCUGCGCAACCACGUCGCCACCCUCGGCUUCGUCUACAACCUGCUCGUUGACCCGCGGGAGCGAUUGGGCGAGCGAGACGAGGUCAUCCUCACGCCCAUGAACCACUGCCACAUGGGGGGCAUUCUCUUCUGCCUCUGGGGUGUCUACGCGGGGCAGACCGUCGUCCACUUCUCCGACUACCGGCAGGACAUGCUGGUCCCGGCCAUCCUCGAGUACAAGCCGACGAGUCUGACCCUGUUCCCGAAAGACGUGAUCCACCUGUGCAAGAGCCAGGACCUGGAGAGCCUGGACCUGAGCCACGUGCAGCGCAUCUCCGUCGGGGGGGCCACGCUCCCCGGCUCCAUGGAGAAGGACCUCCUCCGGAAGAUCCCCUCCGUCAAGGAGUUCAUCCAGGCAUACGGAAGCACGGAGGCCGGGCUGUGCACGGGGACGGACAAGCCCUUCCACAAGAUCGAGUCCGUCGGCGUCCUCGCGCCCUUCGUCCAAGCCAAACCGGCGUUCGCCGUUCAGGUCCUCGACGUGGAGACGGGAGAGGUACUGGGUCCGAACGAGGAAGGGGAAUUGUGCUUCCGAACUCCCUGCAUCAUGAUGGGUUACUUGAACAAUGCUAAGGAGACCGCGGCGGUGUUGGACGCGGACGGCUGGUACCGCUCGGGGGACUUCGGCUACUACGGGGAAGACGGCUACUUCUACGUGAAGGACCGGGUGAAGGACAUCAUUCCCGUCUACCUCAACUCGCGCAUCAUUCACUUGCGACAUGCGAGGGGAACCGGUUCCCGAUCGCUUCCUCGAUUCCACGCCGAUCGAGACGCCUCGGGGCAUCCGGGGCGACCCCCCAUCACCCGUCGGCAACCCCCCAUCACCCGUCGGCAACCCCCACAGGUGUCGCCGGCGGAGAUCGAGAACGUCCUGUACGACGACCCGGCGGUGGAGCAGGUGGGCGUGGCCGGCGUCUCCAUCCCCGGCAUCGAGUGCCAGGUCCCCAGGGCCUUCAUCGUCCUCAAGAAGUCCUGCAAGUCCCUCCAGGAUCCUCCCGCUGAGAUCGACUUCAUCCGACUCGUCGAAAAGAAAAUGUCGGCGGCGUACCACCUGACGGGAGGCGCGUGCUUCGUCUCGGAACUCGUGACGAGCCCCGCCGGGAAAACUUACCGGAAGAAGCUACGGGAAAUGUUCGAGGGGGAAUUGGCGGACGGGACGCUGAAGGCGGCGGAUUUCCCGCUUCAUUCUUCCGCCUCGACCGGGGAGUUCUCGCAUACGGUCGUGCGGAGUGCCUGAAGCCGCCUUCUGAUCGUGGACCACCUUCUUCCUGCCCCGAAGCCGCCUUCUUGUCACGAACCGCCUUCUUCCUGUCCCGAAACCUGCUUCUUGUCGUGAACCACCUUCUUCCUGACCUGAAACCGGCUUCGCCCUAUCCUUGAAACGCCUUCGUCUUAUACUGCAGUCGCCUUCGUCCUAUUCUAGAACCGACUUUUUUACUUUGGUAAAAACUUGAAGGAUAAUAGUAGAACUCUGCCAGAAAAAAAGAGAAGAUAAAAAGCAAUGGAAGUGUGUGGACAAACCGGUUCCAGUCGAGUAACGAGGCAUUUCAGACUUUUAUGAAUUUUUAUGUCUUUCUUUUUCAGACGAGUGUGACAGGAUUUUUGCUUAACAUAAGUAUGCGGUAUACGUCAGGAACUAUUUCAACUCUAUUUUCUUACCCUCAUUGAGAUUUGUAUUCGAGUGGCGUGCCCGCACGAGUUUCAUCGGAAUAAACCGUGUUUCUCAUCGUGGGAUCCGGCA
Messenger RNA from Darwinula stevensoni, 2531 nucleotides. The record is from the annotation of a GenBank genome assembly. NCBI's taxonomy places the organism in Eukaryota, Metazoa, Arthropoda, Ostracoda, Podocopida, Darwinulidae.